Teleopsis dalmanni is the source of this 8640-nucleotide messenger RNA. RefSeq lists its product as uncharacterized. Bases 223 to 7629 code for a protein of 2468 amino acids. Lineage: Eukaryota; Metazoa; Arthropoda; Insecta; Diptera; Diopsidae. The transcript has 7 exons. The record is from RefSeq and is a predicted model, not a curated record.
GGAGUGAAAAGACUAUAUUAGCAGAAAUGCAAACGUAAACAGUCUGAGCAUAUUCAAAUGUGUGUAUACUAGGAAAAAUUUCGUCAAAGUUAAGGAUUUCGUGUCUGAAUUUGAAAUUUACAAUUAUUAUAAAAACGUAAACCGUGUGCUUCUUAAAAUAAUCUCUUAAUGUGGGAUUCAUUUAAUUUGCUUCAAUUUUUAUGGUAGUAUUCACGGCGAACUAUGAAUUACACUCAUCUACAAUGGCUUACAUUCAAAAAAAUUCAAAAAAAAUUUAAUGUAUCGGUUAAGUUUUUAAAGAGCAAUAAAAAGAACAUUCAGAAAUUUUUGAAAUACGCUCGUCAGUUGCGACCAACUCUAAAAAGACGUGCCAUACGCAUUCAACCAAAUAAUAGGGUCGUUAUUCAAUAUAGUUAUUUACGUAGGGUUUUAUUCGACGCACGCCAGUGCAAACAGAUUAAAAGACGUAAGAAGAACGUAAAAGCCUGGUCUCGAGAUAUUGUACAGUAUUUGAAAAGAAACGGUGGUAUACGAGAACAUACUGAAGAACACACAAUAGUAAACAUGCCUCCGGCGGAAGUAGCUAAGCGGCUGAAGGAACAAAUCGAAAUGCUUAAAAUUCGUUCACCGUCGACCACAUUGUUGUUUGAUAAAAAACAGGAGGGCGAAAUAGACGAAGCUAAUACUGAUUUCAAUAAAUAUAAUAAACGUUUCCAUUUUGGCGACAUAAAUGGUACAUCACUGGCAGAUUUAAGUGUGAAUACACCUACCAACAAAUUAGCAGCUUUGAAGGAGUCAACUAAACCAAAAGUACCACCCGGAAAGAGAUUGCUUUACAGUGAUCCCGACAUUUAUGCGGAUAAAGUAAAUGUCAUGCCUUCUAAGACUAACUUAUCGGAUUUUGCUGAUACUCCAAGUAAUGAUAAGUUUCUAAAUGCUUCUACGCCUAAAAUACAAGGGUCUAGACCUAAAAUAGAUAGUUUACAAUCAAUUAACAUAUCCCUACCGGAAAAGUGUGGUCGAACUUUAUCAACUUCUCAUAUUUUCGCACAAAAUGAAUAUGCUGUUCAAAAGUCAUCAGACCGGUCUGAUCAGACAAAUAAUAGUUUGACAGGAACUGAAAAUUCGAAAAAUAUAGAUAGUUUGAUAGAAGACGAAAUUUCGAACAAUUUAGAUAUUUCGACAGAAGCGGACAUUUUGCAAAAUAAUGAUAUCGCUAAUUUAGAUUCCGGCAAAACAAACUCAAAUGCUUUAUUGGAUGCAGAUAUUACAGAUAAAUCUGUCAAUAUUAGCUUCUCUAAGACAGAUCAAAAUACAAUGGGAUCAGAAACUUCACUUAAUGAAGAUGACAAUGUUGUAAACAAUGUCUAUAACUCAAAUUCAUUAAAAGGUAGGGUAUUGACUUAUUUUGAUGGUAAUUCUACUGAAACGAAUGUAUCUAAAACAAAUAUUGGAUUUAUAGAUGGACUUAUAACAAAAUCAAAAUUAAUUACAUCAACAUCAGAGAUUCUGUCUAAUUCAGAGCUAGAUCCCAAUAAUGAUGCAAUAAAUUCAAAUGAUCAGAAUGAAUUAACUAAAUCUACUAAAUCAACGACAGAGCAAUAUGAUAGUGACAAUCAAUCAGAAGAUUUCUUAGGAUUCGACGAAAGUGGCGCUUUUACUAGUUUUAAAUUGGACCACUACAUGAAUAUAUAUCCAGAUAUUUUUCCAAAGGAUGCUACGAAUUUAAGUAAUAACUGUAAAUCGAAACGUUUAUUUCGGCAGAGUAAACUCGAAGGGCUAUUAACACCCGCGACUACAGCUCCACUGCUCCUUAUGCCUGAAGUACCUGCUAGCUUACAAAAGCUGCGUACUGUAUCUGAACGUCGAAAUUAUCUGCAAAAGUUUCAAAAGUUCAAUAAAUUAGCUAUAAUUAAUAAUGAAGCUAUGGUUUAUCGUGAAUUGCAACGUAAAAUAUUACAUAAUAAUGGCAAAACUAUAACGAAUUCUAUGUCUCAGACUAUAACGUCAUCUAUGCCCUUCACGAGACAAGGAUGGAAAGCAGCUUCAUUUAUAUCAACUGAUAUAAAUAAAUUUUAUUAUCAAAAAGUAAUGGUGGAUAAUAAUUGUGUAAAGUUGUUCGGAGUUUAUGGCAACAACGCGGAAUUAUAUAAACCUAAAUACUAUAGUAAGGUACCACAGAACAAACUACCUAUUUGUACUUCAGCCUGUUUAGAUGCAUUGAAUUGGCGUGAUAUAAGUCCUUUUAAAUCAUCUUCAAAUAAAUUGAAACUAAAUACUUGUACGAAUGAAUCAGCUUUCAGACCGUGUCCUUUAUCAAAAAAACCAUCCAAUAUAACAGAUGAUGAGGAUCUAAAUAUAAUGUUAAAAACUAACAACAAAUUCUCCUUAUUAAGACUGCCUGAGCUUGUGUUAGAAGUGAAACCCGAGGUCGGCAGACCAUUAAAUAAUUUGGUUAAGACUUAUAUGCAACAUGUUAUGCCAGAAGACAAAAUAUCCCAUGAAUGGGCAAAAUUUAGUGUAUCAACACUAAAGGAACAGGGAAAAAAAUGUGAUGAAACACCAAAUAAUCGGGAGUUCUAUAGCUUUCCAAUACCUUAUGCGAAGGGCAGGGAGACAGUUUUAGUGCGACAAGCUAUAGAUCGAUCUGAAAAGCUGGAUGAAUAUUUUACAACUGAAAAUCAAAAAGCCAAACUUUCUUUCCGAGCAGAUGUGCAAAACGAUAAUGAUGAUCAAAUAGUGAAUGACUGUGCUGUCUUUAUAGAAGGCUUAAUUAAUAGUGUGGCUAUUAGUGUCAGCGAAGACUCAUUUACCCAAAGCGAUCCAGAUCUAGUAUAUGAAAACAAAACAAGACAAAAUAUUUAUGCAAAGAAGAAAUUAAAAGCCAAAUGUGAAAUCAAAUCCCAAAACAAAAAGCAAAGAAGUUUAGUAAUGGAACUCAAACGACUUAAUGCUACAAUAGUUGAUGCACACGUGAAAAGUGAUGAAUAUUGUACGAAGGAAUACUGCAAAGGAGGUUGUGUUUGCGACAGUCUUAACGAAGGUGCAUCAGAUCGUGAUCAUUGCAAAAAGAUCAACUGCAUGUUUGAAUGUACCUGCAAAGGCUUGAAUUCGACGCGCAUAAUGCGAAUAGAAAGAGAGAAAUGCAAUAUAAGUACAAAAGAUGCAUAUCUUAUACGGCAAAAAGCUACAGCGCAGUUGGCGCCUAUAGAAAAAGAUUUUAAUUCAACAAUUGUUCUUACGAAUGAUUCUGCAUUGUUAAUAAAUGAUUCAGAAAUUAACAGGAAGCGUCGUUCCUUAAAAACUCCAAAGCGUUUUGAAGAUUUUACUGGAGAUGAGCAGAACAAUUCCACUUUGUCAUCUAAAAAAAAUUGCGCAACAUCAAUUCGAUGUAACUCUAAUUCUCCUGUUACAGCAGAUGUUGAGAAAUCAAAGGACGUUACUAAUUCUAGAGAUGGUUUUUCAGCAGUUGUUACACCACUUCGAGAGACUGUAUUCGUUGAAGAAAAUCAAUUUAAUUCAUUAAAGCAUUGCGUAGUAUCUCUAAAUCGAUUUCCAAUUGACAACAUGGUACCAUUUUGCUUCAUUCAUGAACUUUACAAGUGUUUUUGUGGUGCUAAGGCAACCGAAGGUGAACGUUUCCGAAUUGAACCAGAACAAAGUAAACCAGAACCAGAACAAAGUAAACCAGAACCAGAACAAAGUAAACCAGAACAAAGUAAUAAUGAAAAUAUUUCUGAAAUUCCCAAUGAUGAAAUAUCCAUAAAUAUUAUAAACGAACCUGCACGUAAUAUCAAAAGUAACAUGAAGAAAUCAGUACGUUCUACUAAAUCGGAUGUUUUAUUUAAGUAUUAUAAUCAAGAUCAAGAGAAGACUUGUCGCCGCGCAGUACCAAUACCGGGCGAUAUUGUUAAGUCUCAAACUAAGGGUCGAAACUUAGGUUGCUAUCGAAAAGAAAAUGAAGACGAAACUAAUAGACGUCUCCUUUCUGAACUUAUAUUGAGAUCAGUUUACUAUCCUAAAAAUAUAGAAAAUAUUAAUCAAUCAGAAAAUCCUUUAUUAAACAACAAUGACAUUUCUUCAUCAGAAAGUUUUCUAGAAGAUAGUACUUCAACGGAUGGUCUCGAACUCACUGAUUCUACGGUAAAUUCUUUUCAACAGAAAAAUACUUCUUGCAUUGAAAAAACUUCAUUUAAGAAUAUAACAGACUCUUCAAAUAAUGGUUGUGAAAAGUUUGCCGCAGAUGCUAAUAAAAAGAGUAAACAGAGAGAAAUGAAAAAAAAUACUAAAAAUAAAAAUAUAUUGCCUCCAGAAAUUGAAAGUGAUAGCUCUGUUAACGCCACUAGCACUGAAAUGCAGUUCGAUGAAACUUCUACAUUGAGUAAGGAUUCAUUAAGUGAUUCACAAUUAGGCGAUUUAAUAAAUAGUUCACAAAAUUUAGUUGGCACCAUUGAUCUAACUAACGAUUUUAAUGAUGCCGACAACAGUGUUUCGAGCAAUCCUAGUAUUUCGUCUAUUGAAAAAGAUUCUGGCACUCCAAUCAACACAGAUGAAUAUGAAGAAAAUGACCACAUGCAAGAAGAACAACAAUUAGCAGAAAAUGAUGAUUUUAAUAAUCCUAUGAAAUUAAAAAAUUUCUAUGAGUUCGUGAUAAAGGACAUGAACAGUUUAGUCAGCAAAAAAAUGCAAGAUAUAGAUAAGGUUUUGAAGCGAGAAAAGAAAAUUAUUCCUGCACCAAGUUGCAAUAUAAUAUGCGUUAUUAAAUGGAAACAAUUUGUAGAGGCCUAUGAUGAAAAUUAUGUCUUUGUGUGGAAAGCAACACAGCGUAAACGUACAAUUUUAGUUGCAACAAUCGACUGUGAAAAGCCAUCUAUUUUGAAUGCAAGAAAAACCGAAGAACUUAACAGUUUUAAGUACGAUGAUGCACUUCUAUUGGGACAGCUACUUUUUUCGCGUCCGAAUAAUGAACAGACUAAUAACAUGGCAAUAAUUCUCCAAGGUCGCAUAGGGUACUGGUUAGUGCGGGGAUUUUUAAUAAUGGAUAAACAAAGUGCAUGUCCGAAGCCAACACCAAUGACACAUCCCGUUUUGACUAAGAAAAUUAAUAUUCUUUGCUCUGUUUUGGUGAAACAACGAAACAAUGAAUAUAGAUUACAAAGUCAGCAAAACGAAGUAAACCAAUCUGAAACUGUACAGGAUACUGAUGAAAGUGAAGAUAUUGAGAGAGGAGAAGUUACUCAAAAUGACUGCGCUGAAAAUGCAGAAGAGCUGGCAUUUGUUCCAACAGAAAACACUAAUCCUAAUGAUAUACCUGCAACCAAAUUGCAAUUACCCAAAAUUGCUAGCGUAACAAAUUUCGAAAAGUCAUUGACACAUUCCAAAAUCUUAACGUUGCCGAAUAGAAUUUCGCCGUCUUCAGUAACACACCAGCAGCAGAUAAGCUCUCUAAGAAAGCGUUUGCCAUCAGACGAAUCGCUACAACCUCUUAGAAAGAAAAUUCGAUUUUCAUCUCCAUCUCGACAUAAUGGAUCUCGACGGAUUUUUAUGCCUACGCGAGCAGCUCUUAUGACACCCAUGGCUGUUACAGAUGAAAAUACGUUAUCAGUACAACAUGAGAAGUUUUUAAAACAACUAUGUGAACAAGCUGAGCUUAAAAUUAUAAAAACCAAUAUUGAGUUACGCACACUGAAUUCGUCUGAAGUAGCAGAAAUUGUUCAUCCUUCUGGAAUCCCUGGGAACCAGAAGUGGCUCAUUAUAAAUUUACGAAACGAUUUUUCGCACAUAUUUGUGCCGAAAUUUAAUAUUCUGUUGUCUCGUGAUCGUAUAAUGAAGAUAUUGAAAUAUAGCGCGCAAAAAUACAAAUCUAUUAAAUUUCAAUAUUUCAAGAACUUUGCAUUUGAUUUCUACGUAACCUCAUUUGCCAAAUACAUACUUUAUUUCGGCCCUUUUACACUGAAUUAUGAAAUACCGUUGCUGUUGUUACUACAAACUGUAGAUCGAAAUAUCAUGUUGAGAGAAAUAUAUCAGAAAAAUUAUAAGCACAUAAAUCCAAAAACCCAACAGACUACUGCAGUGUUGUUAAUUAAAAGAAACAACUGCUUUGAAGUAGAUGUUGACGAAGAUCAAAGUGAAGAAAUUGUCAUAGAUUCUGACAGCGAUGACGAUGUAAUAAUCGUUGAAAAUUCCUCUGAAUUUCCAUCUCAAAAUAGUAUCAGUAGUAUAGAAACAGAGAAUAUAGACUGCGAACAACUUUCACCUGUUGCAACAAAUACUAACAAUACAAAUAAUACUGAUAGUAACAACACACUUAAUCUCGGCCAGGUUUCAGGUGACAUGAUUUCAGAAAUUGAAGAGAAUAGCGACCAUAUAUUGCCCAAAUUGGUGCCUAUAAGUUUCAACCGGGGACCGAUUUUGCAAAUUCCAUUAGGAAAUCAAAUGGGAUAUGAUAUAAUAAAACUCCCAAACAAUGCAGUUAUUACAAAUGUAGCAACUGCGCCACCUGAAGUGAGUUAUGGUUCCACAAUUUAUAUAACAAGUGCACCGGAACAGACAGCUACGCCAAGCACAACUAAUAUGAAUAUUUCAUCAAUCAAUCAUACCGAUGAUCCGAUUCAAAAUGAGUCAAAUCCAGCUAUUAAAAAAACGGAAUUAAAUAAAUCUAAUUCCUCCCCGUUUAAGGUGCCCAAACUUCCUAAACAGAUUACAGUAACACAUAAGGACGUUAUUUCAACAAUAAAUAAAUUACCGACAGCCAAUACAAGCUUAGUAAAUGUUGAAAAACCUACAAAAGCGACUAAACGUCGUCGGGACUCGGUCCGACCAAAUGCAACAUCGAAUCCUUUUGUUAGUCCAUCAAAGAAAGGAAGCCCAUCGACAAAAAAUGUAAGAAUUGCUUCUAGGUAUGUAAUGGAGCAACCGCUGGUAUUUGAUGUAAAUCUUUCAGCCGAUGAAGAUGAACCACCAGCGUCAAUACUUAUAAGACAAAACUAUAAAAAGAAAAACAAAAACGUUCCAAUGGAAACAGCUUUGCCCAUAGGUAGUUAUAUAAGCAUGGAACGUAUAACUCCCAUUAAAGUAGCAACAGUCAAUAGUGAAUCGUUAGCAAUUUCAAACACAGAAGUAAGAGAGCAAACGAAUGCAGUUAUUGCUACUGAAAGUAUUAUAAACACAAAUACUGGAGAAAAAUUGGUCUUAAAACCAAGCACUGAUUUUAUAUCCAAAUCUGAAGAAUCUUCUUUAGAACAACAACAAAAAUCAAAUAUGCAGAAUGGAAGUAAACUUUUAAGAGUAUUUAAACGCUCUGCGGAUGGUGAACUGAAAUCUGGUAUAAUGCGCAAUGCUAGGCAAACACCAACUGUUACUCUCAACAAUAAUAACAAAAAAUCAUCAAUAACUUUAUGUAAACCAACAUCAAGUUUCUUACAAGAAGGACCGACAAAGAUCUCAGAUAUGCAGAAACCAACAACUUCAAAAAUAUCGAAUUUAAGCGCAGAAAGUGCGAAAUCACUAACAGUCAAUAACGAAAACAAUCAAGAAAGCGCACCAAAAAAGAAAGAAAGUCUGUUGGGAUAUGUCACCUCCGAUAUGAAAGAAAAGGUAAUUGUCACAUGCAAAAUGAGGCGGACUUAAGUAAACUUAUUAAUUUGUAUUUGACUGAUAAAUGCAAUAACAAAUAUUUUCAUCUGUUGCCAGUUCAUUGGAGGUUUGUAGAAGUUAACAAAUCAAACCGAAUACAAGAAAAUAAAAAUUUGGAAAAUAAAUCAUCUAAUCAAAAUGCUGGAGUAACAGAUGCGGACAGCGGCCUAAAUGAUUUAAACAAGAGUGCCACAAACACACUUACUUUGUCUUAGGCGUUGCAUUGAAUUAAAUUAUAUAUUAAAAUUUUUUCUUUGUUUUUCGUCCUUAAAAUGUAUAUACCAUAGUUAGUAAUAUAUAAAUUCGUUAUCACAUUUAUUUGUGCAUUAUAGAUACGCCACAAAGAAAUGCAAACCGGCUAAGCUCGGUGUGACUUUUUCUUCUUAAUAAUUAAUGCUAUUUUUUUAAGUUUGUACAGUUUAUGCAAAAAAGAAUAUGUUUUAUUUAUUUAUUACAUUUAUAAUUGUUAAUUUUCCAUUGAAGUUUUUGUAACACGAUUACUUUUGUUUCGAUUUUGCACAAAAUCAAAGAAUAUUCGGUUUUUAUUCAAGAUUUUGCCACUUUGGAGAACUAUAUUUCUAUAUUUAACUGUUUAAACCAUAUUCCUACAAUUCCAGAAUCGCAGAAAUAAGUCAAUAUAUUUUUAUAAGUUCAUUCAUUAAGUUUUUACAUUAAUAACUCCACAUGUAAAUUAUCGAACCCAGUAAAAAUGUUUUCAUUUCUCGAUUUGAAUAAAUAAAUCUAAUUUUUAUUUACUAAUUCGUUACUAUUACUAAUGUACUAUAUAUAAUAUGUAUAUAUAAUAUUAAGAAUUCUAAACAUUACUUAAACGUAAUGAAAUUGUUAUAAUAAAAAUUAAUGUCAAAUCUUUGUACCUUACUGCAUUGAUAGUAAUAAUUCCGUUUGACAUGAAAAUACUUACCGCAAUUUUGUAUAUUUGAAGAAGAUUUAAAGACAAACACCUCAACAUUUGAGCAUUUGUAAAAUCAUUGAAAUCAGUUAUAU